CAAAUAUCCCUGGAUCUGAUGUUAAUUCCCGAAAAAGUUCGGCAGUGGAGGAUCAGAGAGAUAGAGGGAGGGAGAGAGAGUUGGUGCAUCACUUUGGCGGGACGGGCCAUGGAGAACGCCAGAGUCGUGAGUGGCAGCUUCACUGGGUUUACCAAGCUAUGCAAAGGGCUCGCUGUGGUACUUGUUGCUGGAUAUGGCGUACAACAAAUUUUUCCUUCUGCAAUUUCUUAUCUUGCACUGAUCCCCGGAAGUUGAUAAUCAGCAUAAUUGGUCUUCUUUUUGUUGGGAAACUACUAGAGCCUAUAUGGGGUCCAAGAGAGUUCUUGAAAUUCAUUUUUGUAGUUAAUAUAUUAACGUCAAUUUGUCUCUUCAUCACAAUGAUUGCAUUAUACUACACAACGAGGGAGGAAAGUUUUCUCUACAAUCCUGUUUCGGGGUUCCAAGGUAUCCUUUCUGGAUUUCUAGUAGGCAUCAAGCAAAUUAUGUCUGAUCAAGAGCUUUCAGUAUUUUUCCUUUUGAAGAUCAAGGCAAAGUGGCUGCCAUCACUUCUUGUAUUGAUAUCAAUUGUUGUUAGCUUCUUUGUGGAGUUCUCGACGUACCUGCCAAUUGUAAUAUUUGGCACAUAUAUGAGUUGGCUAUAUCUAAGGUAUCUUCAGAGAAAACCAGAAACAGGGCUGAAGGGUGACCCAAGUGAUGAGUUUGCCUUCGCAACUUUCUUUCCAGAAAUUUUGAGACCAAUUAUAGAUCCUGUUGCGACUAUUUUUGGUCGUUUACUCUGUGGAAGAUCUGAUGCAUCCAAUGAACCAAAGGACCCUCUUCUGGGCCUCACUCCAUUGCCUGGCUCUGACCCUGUGGAGGCAUCUAGAAGGAGAGAACGAGGUGCAAGAGCUCUUGAAGAAAGGUUGGCAGCUGAGAAAACUGCUGCCGCUCAGAGUUCUGACACUGCUCAGCUUAGUGGGCCAGAGAAUGUUUGAAAACCUUGGUGUAGUUUGCUUUUACAAGUGUUCAGGUUCCUCACUGGUUAUGGUUUUGUUAUGAUAAAUGUAUAAUUGAUCAUCUUCUACCAAGUUGGCUUGGAGCAAUUUUGAUUCUCUUGUGGAUCUGACUCUCUGAGGCCUUCUGGCUUAUUGCUUACAACCAAAAUUAGUGUCGGUUAUCUCGUUUUUUUCCUUCUUUUCUGUCCAUAUCUUCAAUUAUACAUGUAUUAACUGUUCAAACCACAGUUCUUGAGAUGCCAGUUUUUAUGCAGAUUCUUAAUGUUCGACCUUCGUUUUGGCACUCUA
This is a messenger RNA of Nymphaea colorata (pocket water lily), 1283 nucleotides long. RefSeq names its product rhomboid-like protein 19. Gene Ontology annotation, biological process: retrograde vesicle-mediated transport, Golgi to endoplasmic reticulum. The record is from RefSeq and is a predicted model, not a curated record. Lineage: Eukaryota; Viridiplantae; Streptophyta; Magnoliopsida; Nymphaeales; Nymphaeaceae. The coding region runs from base 159 to 974 and encodes 271 amino acids. The transcript has 7 exons. Gene Ontology annotation, cellular component: Golgi apparatus; membrane.